CAGUCUCUUGCUUCUAUCCGAAAAGGAGAGUGCACCCUUUGAAGCCAUGGAGCGGGUGCGACCCAUUCGAAGCCCACGAGGAACCGCGUCACCGUGCCGAAGACCGUUGACAGCAGAGGUGCUUGGGACAAAAACAGCAAAGGACCUGCAGAGAUUGAUGAGGACGCCGAGGGUGUUUCACCGGCAAAGUGACCUUCGUCACAUGAAGAGAAAUGAGCUCCGGGCGAAUUUGCUGCCAUGUAUUCUUCAGACUCCUGAUGCCACAGAGGGGGAAACAGAGGACGUGGAGAAGUUCAAGAAGCGCUCUGAUUAUAAACAGAUUCUUGGGAUCAAAAAUGAAAGCGAAGCGCAGGACUUCGAGAAAACCACUAUUGUCGGUUUUCCAGAGGAGUGGGAUCCCGCCCAUCAAGCUGUCAACGCCUGCAACUCCCUGAGGGACUUGGUCUCUGAAAAGGCAAGCAGAUUUUGCCGACCCAUUGAUGGAAUGGUGAAUACUAGCAGCGGUCUUCCCUUCGUGCACAAGGAUCAAGCUGUAGAUUUGGAGGAGCUGAUGAACGUUUUUACCAUUGAGAUCCAAAAGCAGCCCGAGCAAAUCCACAAAGUCACCAGAGGAUCUGCUACGAGUCGUUUGCAGCUUGCAUCGCGUGUUCCGCUACUCGUCAAAGAUCCUGCUACUGAUCUUACGAUGCAGACGCAGCCUUUGCCGAAUGAUGUGCACACACUGCGGUUGGACAUGAAUCCAAAGGAGGUGAGGCACAUUACAUGCGAUAUGAAGAGCCGCCACUUCAAAGGCAGUGAACUAGAAGGGCGGUUGAUGUCCGUCGUCCACCCAGAGCGGGGUGUUUUGGCGAAGAUGUUGAGCGCUCUGCAGCAGAAGGAGCGCGAGGCCCAAGGACUCACUGCUGUUUUGAAUCAUUUGCUGCGAGAGGUGUCCAAGCCCUUGCGCCCGCAGAAUAUCUCUUCAGCGGAACGGCUUGACGCUUUGCUCAGUGAGCCUCGUCGCACGCUGGCCCAACUACUCUCAGUUUCAGAUCGCUUGGCAGAAGUUGUGCAGCCUUUGGUGGCUUCUGUGGCGCACGCGAUCGAUCGAAUGGCUUUGAUUUGUGUCCGCGAGGUCGACCGUUUGGCCAGCUACUGCGAUACAGAGUUCGACAAACUUCUCAAGGCACUGAACACUAGUGAAGAAGCCAGAAUAGAAGCAGAAGACCGCAUAGACAAGAUGGGCGGUCGUACAGUCGGCAAUGAUUUUCAAAGCAGAUUGAAGAACAUGGAGAACGAGCUUCAACAACACGCACGGACUCAUGCGAAGCUCAUCGAGGAGAAGAAUGACCUUGAGGCCAUAUUGCAAGAUGAUGCUCGAGUUGCUGCGGCCUUGAGAGUCAAAGUGAAAGAAUUGGAACAGGAAGUGAAGUACCUUCGUCGAAACACUACUUGGCGCGCAAGGAAGAGUGAUACAGCAAGCUCUGUGCCACAAACCCCUUCGCGAGCUGCUAGUGUCAAACCAGAUGCAGACGUUCUAGCAUUGGACAUAGACGAAACUGAGGGUGGACAAUCCUCGUCCUCUUCAGCCUUCCAGAUCUCUGCGCCACCUGUCUUCGUCGUGACUGCUUCAACGCAAUCAGAAACUGAGUUCUACUUCUGCAAAGGAGAAGACUUUCGACCACCAGCAGAGCUGAGUUUCUAUCAGUACACUGACGUUUUGGAGACAAUAAAUCGAUUGUUUGUGAUGCUGGCAAGAUAUGAGUGGAAUGAGAAGACUGCGAGCUUCCUUCGUAGGAAUGAGGAUGACAUCACUUCGGAGGAAGAGGAGGACGUCCCAGGACCAGUGGGAAACGAGGCAAUUUCGAAAAGUGGUAUGCGAGAAAGAGAGAUUCGGCGUUUGAAAGGCAAAGUUGAAGCGGCGCAGCAACAGGCAGCUUCUGCUCAAUUGAAAGAACAAGUGGCUCUGCUGCAGCUCUUGGCCAAGAGCAGCUUCGAUGCUUGGUUCGCGAAGGUCUUGAAGGACUUGGGCUCAAGCCAAGUGGGUUCUGAGCCUGAGUUGCCAAGUCCAGAGAAGCUCUUCACUGCUGUGAUGGAGGUGACGCAAACUGAAGGAUUACAGCGACGCAUUCGCGAGCUUGAGGACAAGAUGAAACGCCUCAUUCCGAUGGCCGACCGCCUCCGAAAGAACGAAGGUGGCGACAACGGAUUCUGGAAGAGGGUGAUGCGAUCUGUGCGCCAUAGCAUGACUGCGCGAAGAGGAUCCUUUGCGAUGAAAGCAGAUGCUCUCCAGAGAGCGUAUUCUGAAAGAGGUGACGGAUUCCAGACCGGACAACUAGACAGGUUGCAAGGAGAGCUGUCCUUGAUUUGGCAAGCACUUCCUCCGAAGCCAGCAAAGCUUGCCGCAGGAACCCUUCUUCUCAGGCCAAUGGCACCUCAGGUGUUGCAGGAAGCUGUGCGCAACUACUUCCUGAAGUCCUGUGGCAGACACAGACAGGUGGAACAAGCUGUUUGUAACCUGUGUCGAUUGAUUAUGCAGUUCGCCAACAGCUCCAAAGUACUGCUUUUUGCAAUCAUGUGCGACAUCGUCACAGUUGCAGAGUUGGAGGGUCGCAUGCCACAGGUGAUGAACAAUAUCGAACCAUAUGUGGACAGCUUGAAAGUGGAUUAUUUGGCAAACCUUCCCUUUGAUGCAGUCCAUACCAUGAGCGAGUUCAUCUCUGCGAUCAAGAAUGCAAAGCAAUUUGCAGGAGCUCAUGACGGGAGUUUGCAAAGGAUUCCGCAGCACCAUGGUGAUGCAGACCACCACCGAGGUCUAGACAUUGAGAGGGAAGACAUGCUUCUGCCCUGUCCGCUGAUCCUUGCAGCUUCCUCUAUCAUUUGCAGCCGCAGCAAGGUGACAGCCCACAACUUCAACCUGGUGUUGCUGAGUUUUGCACGGCGACCCAUUCUGAAACCGAAGGGAGAGGACCAGGACAAAGAGCGAGAACGUCGCAAUUCAAGAUUCAGCGACAAAGCUGAUAUCGAGGUCGAUGUGCGCUCUAUCUCAAGGAAAUCGGAAGAGUCCUUCGACAGCAUGACUUCAGGAGGUGAAGCGGAAGCCAACGUGUGUGUCGAGGCCUUGUUCGUCUCACAUUUACUUGCUGCUGACCGUUUCCGGCGCCAUCCAGACAUGUGGGAGGAAACCGAUUCUUUCGUUGACAGCCUUUGGGAAGCCAUCGUGAAGACGGCCCGCGAAAAGAAGCGGCAGAGUAUCUUCAUUGAAUUGGAUCAAACAGCUGAUGCAGUGAUGGCUGCUCAGGUCACAAAAGAGCGCUUUCGACUGCAGGUCCCCGAAUCUCUUGUGGAAAAGGCGCUAUUAGCAAUGCAGCCACAAGAUGACACCGAGGACACUCACCAGGGCAAGGUGCAGCUCACCAAAGAGGCGGUCAGGAACUUGAUGUACCUUUGGCAACAACACGGUGGUGCCGCCAGCAUGUGUUUUAUGGAGAGUCAUGCCCUUUGGGCGGCGCUUUGGGCCAUGGGCCUAGAGCGGGCGUAUGAGGUGCAUCUUAUGGGUAAGUUCUUUGGCAUUUUUGACGAAUCUGGGGACGACUGCCUUCAGUAUGAUGAGUUUGUCAACUUCAUGGCUCAUAUUGCGCCAGCAGUGCCGGAGGUUGCCCACGCAAAAAGGAACAGAGCAGAACAUGAUUUUGUUCUUCUGUAGGCAGUUGGUUCCGGGAAUUUCUUUAGAACACGUUUCAUGCACAGAAACGUUUAUGAGAAACUAUCCAAGCAAAUCCAUUCUAUGUUUGGAAUGACCUCUCUCAAAUAGCAGAGCCAGGCAGACUGCGCAUCACUCUUCAUGGCCGUUGCAGAUGACACCUCUGCAGAUAUGACUCAGGAGGUCUUUUUGAAUUUGGUUCAGCGAGUGGGUGUGUCUUCUGACCUGGAUGGGCUGGAGAACCUGGUGAAGACCCAUCAGGAGGCCGUCAGACUUGACCUGCUGUGGCUGCCAACCCAGUGUCACAUCCGCUAAGGCACAGAACAAACAACGUUGAUAGAUGGAGUCUCACAGAUCCAAAGAGAGAGAGACAGGCCAAGGAAUGUGUAUGAUGCAAAGGCCGAGACACUUGCAUUUCAGUUCCAUGUAUAUAUUAUACAUAUGUCUGAGCACGCCGAAGGUGUAACUGCUCCUGUACAUAGCACAGGCCUGCGCAAUGAACGCAAGCACACGGGAAUCGCGGCAGACAUUUGCUGCCAAAGGACAUGAUUCCAAAAAUGCACCGAUGCCCUUGCUACGAAUAGCUUCUGCACAUACAAGACUGCGGGCAUCCGAAUGAGCUGCUCCCAACUUGAGUCUUGAA
Molecule: messenger RNA, 4325 nt
Organism: Durusdinium trenchii
Lineage: Eukaryota; Dinophyceae; Suessiales; Symbiodiniaceae
Source: the annotation of a GenBank genome assembly